Molecule: messenger RNA, 1291 nt
Organism: Phycodurus eques (leafy seadragon)
Lineage: Eukaryota; Metazoa; Chordata; Actinopteri; Syngnathiformes; Syngnathidae
Product: ciliary microtubule associated protein 1B-like
Exons: 6
Coding region: 1-768 (255 amino acids)
Cellular component (GO): cytoskeleton
Source: RefSeq, a predicted model, not a curated record
AUGCCUGGUGAAAAGCCUAAAGUUGGCGGGGUGGUUGGGGCCACCAGAUCACUGUAUGCACUGCCUUCACUGACAGGCGCAAUUAACCACGAUCCGACAAAAUCCAGAGCACCAAGUUACACUUUUGGCCAUACCUCUCACUCAAAAAAACAAAACACCUCACCUGGACCCGCUCAUUUUAUCCCCUCCAACAUCACCAAAAAUGGCCGCGAUGGAACACCGGCAUUUUCAUUUGGCAGACGUCGAAAGGAGCGGGCACUUGACGAAAUCCCUGCGCCCAAUUGCUACCAUCUUGCAAAUGCAGAGAAGAUCACAUUUAGGUCUAAUCCUGCUUAUACUUUGUCUACAAGGUGGAAACAUGCAGUACCAAGCUACCAGACCACACCCGGUCCAGCAUCCAACAUGCUUCCUCCUGUUCUGGGAUCCAAAACUGUGAACAUACCUUCGGUGCCCGCACACACAAUCUGCGGUCGCAGCAAAAUUGGCAACAUUUUUAAUGAUUUGGCACAGACUCCAGGCCCCGCAGCCUAUCAAGCUGUGGACCCCAAAACGUACCUGAGGAAAUCUCCCCAGUACAGCAUGCCAGCCCGCAACUUCCCACCUACAAGCUUUACAAAGACACCAGCGCCUGGAGUCUACUGCCCUGAGAAGGUCACCUCCUCACACCUAAAAGCUCCAUCCUUCAGCUUUGGGCGACAUCACUCGGAAAACACCCUAAUCCCACUCACGGAUGUGGAUCGAAGUCAACGCUCAUUAACGCUUAUUUAAUUUCGCACUGAAGAAAAUGGUAAAAUCCAGCUGGUGGGAAUGAAAACGAGGGUACAAUCGAAAGACGACGAUGACACUUUACACCCUAGAGCAGCCUUCAUCAAAUGCUUUAAGCCACAUGUAGCGCUUUAACAUCCAUCCGAGCAGAAAUGGCACACCCUCAGAAAAGGUAUUUUUAAAAGUUAUGUUUAGGCAUGCAAUAUUAGCCAACACAAGCUUGAUUGUUGAUUUUUGUGAUUUGGGUACCAAACGUUCCAUCCAUUUUCUGUAGCGCUUGUCCUCGUUAGGGUCAAGGGUAAACUGGAGCCUAUUUUAGCUGACUUUGGGCAAGAGUCGCCAGCCAAUCAUGGGGCACACAUAGAUUAAUAACAUUCACACGUACACCUACGGACAAUUUAGAAACUAACAUGCAUGUUUUUGGACUGGGAGCAAGCGGAAGUGCCUGAAGAGAAUCCACGCAAGCGCCGGGAAACAUGCAAACCCCACACAGGGACAAGGCCUGAGUCGAGAUUUGAAUCCAGAA